Messenger RNA from Podospora pseudopauciseta, 4599 nucleotides. RefSeq lists its product as uncharacterized. The coding region runs from base 590 to 4177 and encodes 1195 amino acids. NCBI's taxonomy places the organism in Eukaryota, Fungi, Ascomycota, Sordariomycetes, Sordariales, Podosporaceae. The record is from RefSeq and is a predicted model, not a curated record. The transcript has 2 exons.
CCAAGUGGUGCGAGUGACAGCACCCACCUCUGUCCUCCUCCCCCGUAAUCUAGCAGCUGGGUGACAUUGAAGGAUGGCCAGGGUCAAGAUUAUCCCCGAGUCUCGAUCCAACCCCAGUCCAUCCCCCAGAUACGGCGCGCCCAAUCAUCAUCGCCGCGAUCUCCAUACAACCUGCAGCCAGUCAUCUGCGUCCACUUGCAUAAUCCGGGGCGGAGACCCUAUUGCGCAUCAAUUUUGCGAUAUUGUCGAUGCCUCAUCAUAUUCUACCCAGUGCCCAGAUCAACUCCAGCACGCAAGGCCAUAGCGCACCCGAGGGGCUUUGACACAAACAAAACACUAUUUAAUUGCUUCCUGUGUGCGAGGAGAAUCUAGCGGAAUCAGGUACUAGCCCGUGGGUCCCGGAAAGGGGAAGAGUCUUGUGGUGAAUGCGGCAAGAAAUGUCGUUUCUUUGUUCUGAGCUUCCGGUCAAGCUCCUUCAACCCGAAUCGUUGUUUGCUGCCAAAAUGUUCAUAUUCAACCUGCUUUGGUGGUUGUUUGGCCUUCACCGUCUUUUCUCGAACCCCGCAAGAUAGAUGUAUUGUUGCUCAUCAUGCCACCAAAAGAGGACACUCGCAAUGCUAAUAAUAGUCCCGAUGAUGAUGAUGGCCAAGCUACGGUUGACCCUAGAGGUCUAGCGCCAGCAUGGGCAGCAAACAGGACGGAUCUGAUUGAAAGUCUUCCUUUCUUUAGGCAAGCGCAACAGGGGAUCUAUCAACAUAACAAAAUAAUACGUGGGGUAUUGCUUGAUGGCCGCGAGGGGGAACACAGCCACUUUGACGACGAUAUAGUCAUCAUAAAACUCGAUGCCGGCGGUGACAUUACCAAUUCUGGCUACAUGCGACAAUCCACAUCCAGGCUGGAGGCGGCACAAAGAGCCAAAGAUGAGCAGAGUCCUGUUGGGCUGAUUCUUGGUAAAUGCCAAUCUAACCCUAACGACCCAACUUUGUUGAUGCACCGUAAAGCUAAGCUGCAAAUUCUCUAUUUUCAAGGAUCCAAUUCCGACAACCUACACCUCCGAAUAGCACCCGCCAAGCCAUGCAGAUACGCGGUGCUCGGAGAAUAUGUUCUAACCGAUCUCUGGCAUGAGUAUCAAGAAGGUGGAGAUGCCACAGUGACGAUGGCCCGGUACCAGAGACGGCAGUUCCUUCAACCACCGUGGUGGAAGGCCAACAAUAUUGCCUCGGCUCGCUAUCGAGAUCAAAAGCAACGUCAGGUGCAAAUUAUCAGCGACCGAAAACCCACACGCAGCAGAGUUUGCGAAGAAUGUGGAGAACCAUCACCGAAAAGAUACAAAGUCUGGGUGUGCGCCAACCCACGAUGUGAGAAAUUCUCAACGGCAGAAAACGGGGAGGUUUUGUCCGAGGAUGUUUUAUUCUCCACGCAUUGGCUGCUUGAGAGGGUAGCAUCAACCGGCGAGGCAGGCCUUGACUUCGGAUCCAACCGACUCAGACGCCCAACACAGCUAACUGACAUGCGAAAGGGGUCAGUCUGCCCUAAAUGCAGGAAAUGUGUUUCGCGAUUCCACUGGGCGUCGUGGAUCUGUGAAGGACCAUACGGGUGCGGUCACGCCGUCUCUCUGACUGUCGAUAUACCAGAACUCCAAAACCUCUUGAAAGAACGAUCAAGAGGUUUCACUCAAGCCAGACAUCCAUUUCACAGCCUCCACGAUCCCCGAAACCUUGAGCGGGAAUACAUCAGCCACGGGAUUACUUUCAUUGAGUUUAAGCAUGAAAUGCCCGGUGGAAGCGUGAUCAAGCUCCUCAAGUCCCGACCCCCCCGUACAGCUACCCCAGGCACGAUAUUCGACGAUCUAUUCAACAGUAUCAUCUGGGAGGCCAAUCACGGAAGCCACCUUGAUCUCCAGCGCCAUACAGCGUCGAAUAGAUUCACAGGCACCAGGAUCAACAGAUACGAGAUCAGCUUUGGAGAGAAAGGGGACCCGAGUGCAUUUUAUCCAGUGGUCCCUUUGGAAAAUGCACCCGCGUCUGUUCAAACGGUGCUUGAAAUACUCACAGAGCUGUUGGAGGAAGAUAUACAGGAUACGACGGUGAAGCGUACUGAAAAGACCCAGGAGCCCUGGUUGUUGACAGUCACCGCGUACGUGGGCGGUGAACAAAAGGAAUAUUUCAAGCCUGCUGGAUAUAACAGAGCCGGAGACGUGACGGCAACCCUGUGCUUGGGAAGCCCGGUGAGAAUGAGAUGGCGAUACAGCCCUGAUUACUGGAACCACACUCAGGCAGGACGGGUGCUAGAUGGCUCCCCGUUACCAGAAACGAAGCACUUCGCCGCUCUACAACAACUCAAGGGAAGAAAAAUGUCGCGCGGUGAAUACAAAAAGCAGAGACAGGAGAUACUGGACAGUUCUGAUGGUCAAUCACGGCCUCGCAAUGAGAUUCCGACAUAUUUGACUGCUGAUUUGACGCAUGGUGAUAUCCUGAUCACAGAGGGUGAUGCGAUAGGGUCGCGCUUUGACUCGGCGGUGGAGCCACAGGGACUUUUACACAUUCGACUGACAACGUUCAGGGUACAAGAUGGCGGUGAUGACGGAAGAGGAAGAGAAAACAGCGCGGCGAGACGGAGCACCUCUCGAAGUCGCUCAAGGGGAGGCAAUUCCGCACGAGCCACAAAGGCUCAGAGGGUGUCUUCUAGAACGAGAGGAACGCCGGAAAGAACAUUAAAACGGAUUACAAAGGGUCCCUCCAAAACACGGAGAGGCUCUUCCGAAAACCGACAAGAAGAAAGCGCAGUGGAAGCAGAGAGCUCAACGCCAUCCGUACCAAGACGUCGAGGCAGAAAAGCUGGUUCUCGCCAGAAGAAUCAGAAAAGAAAGAGCACGUCAUCAGAUCCCUCCAAAACGCCCAAUUUGAAAACAAGGAGAGCGGCAAAGGAAGCAAGGGAUAGGACAAAAGCUCAAUCGGGACACUCGGAAUCAGUGUCCUCUUCGAAUGUGUCCAUAAUGUCUUCCUCCGAUGGCGAAGACCAAAUACCCAAAAGGCAAAAGACACAAGCUACGCUUACUACAAAAACCGUGAGUGCCCCAACGGGGCCUAAGCUUAAGUCGAUUCUCAGAACUGCCGCCAGUAUGAAACCGAAGAGAACCUCGAAAACAUCGAGGUCAGACUCCCCCGACAUACUCACGACUCUUCAACCAUCUAGUAUUGCCGCCACGACCUCAAAACUGAGGUCAAACUCACCCGACAUACUCACUACCUCACACCAACCAUCUCACACUGCCUCUGGACACAUUCCAACUCUUUCACGGAGAAGAUUCAUAUAUAAAACCCCUAAAAAGCCACAAACCAGUCCACUAAACGCGAGAGAAAUAGAAUAUGUCGAAACAAUCUUGCACCCAGGUCCCGUGCCAACCGACUUGAAUUCCACGACCAAGGUUCUGAACAAGAUUAACCCACCUGGUCUUGAGGGAAGGUCUGUACCGCCGUUGCCUGUACCGCUCAGGCGCAACCCUCGGCCUGUGAUACCAUCAUCAAUACUGAAACCUAGGUGCGGAAGUGCUGCUCCUGUCGUUGGCUCAAAGUCACCUGAGAAGCGCACAGCACAGCACUUACCUUGGGAAAUCGACACACUAGGGGUUCCUGUUCCUCCCACGCUGCUGUCAAACCCAAUACAGGACCAAGAGCGUACGGGCGGCACUGGAGAGUCCAAAGCAAAUCAUCUCGCACCCACAAGUCCGAACACCCACGAGUCUCCCACCUCUUCAAAUCCCCAAGUCAAGACGCCCCUCCUUCCCAGCCCACCGCCUCUCAAAAUUACCAUCGAGAACAACAGCCUCGUCAGCCCCCCAAUCAGCAGCACCCCCACACGACAUCUUCCGGCCACCGCUCGAAGGACAAGCACCACCAUCCCACCCGCCAGCCCAACCCUCAACCGCCAGCGUUCCCUACAACUGCAAGACCCAAACCUCAAAGUCAUCACCAUCUCGCCCUCUCCAUCCCCCUCCCCAGCCCCAGAGCCUCAACCUUCAGCCCAAAACCAUGACCGAAACAGCUCCUCCAGCUCAUCCUCAUCCUCAUCCGAAGACGAAGACGACAACGGCGCCUCGUACAAACUACCGGCCCCGGACACGACGCGGUCGAGGUCGAGGUCGAGGUCGCUGUGGGGAAGAUUGUGGGGGUCGUGAGAUUUCUGCUUGGAAAUGGGGGCCGAUUGAGGGCGGGGAACAAGUUGGGAUUUUGUGUAGGAGGGAUGCUAGAAUGGACCAGCACGGUCCACGCUUCACCUCCAUACAUGCCCCUAUAGGCAUGUUUGAAAAGUUUUGCUGGGGUCGGUGCUGGCCUCACAAAUGUUCAGCAGGGUGGCAAUGCUGGAUCCCCAAAGAUGUUGUCAUUUAUCAACAGGGUGGUUGGCGUGCACGCCCAAGGGACAGUUGAAGAUAUAAGCAGGAACACGGGGUUGUUGUUGUAUGGUCAUAAAGGGCAACGUCUGAGCUAUAACUGAGAUACUUUAUAGUUAACCUUGUCCUCCCAUCUCCACACAUUACUGUAUUAUAGCCUUACAGAAGUCUCCCUUUUCCCCAGAGGCGACACACACAGAAUUCAGAGG